This is a messenger RNA of Cucumis sativus (cucumber), 1902 nucleotides long. Its product is annotated as KIN17-like protein. Gene Ontology annotation, molecular function: double-stranded DNA binding. NCBI's taxonomy places the organism in Eukaryota, Viridiplantae, Streptophyta, Magnoliopsida, Cucurbitales, Cucurbitaceae. The transcript has a single exon. Gene Ontology annotation, cellular component: nucleus. The record is from RefSeq and is a predicted model, not a curated record. Gene Ontology annotation, biological process: DNA replication; DNA damage response. Bases 444 to 1637 code for a protein of 397 amino acids.
AAUUCUGGGGACAUAUCAACUCACGCUCCAAAUAUUUGCUAAGUUAAAAAGUAUUUUCCUACUCAAAAGAUAGAAGAUUGAGAGAUAUCUUAUCAUUUAGCAUUUUUUUCUAAACAAAUCAGUUCUACAAUUAGGUAAUUUCUACGUCAACUCUUCCUCUUUUCUAUUUGUUAGGUUUCCUCCUCCGCCGCAGCUGCUCGCCGGAGCGCUGUCUUCACCAUCUUAUUCUAUUCUUCUUAUAUCCCUCUCUUCUUCAACCGCACCCCCCCACUUCCUUCAACGCCAGCUGAUCGACACGGACCCCCAUUACCCAGUCGCUCGCCGCUUACCUUUCUUUUUCAUUUUUGGAAAUCUUUGAUAUUCGAGUCGAUUUGGUGGAGUAUCUCAUUUUCCUCCACCCUUCACAUACAGAAAAACCCUAAAGAAUCCUCUAAGAAAUUUCAAUGGGGAAGAACGAAUUUCUGACCCCUAAAGCAAUCGCAAACAGAAUCAAGGCGAAAGGGCUACAGAAGCUGAGAUGGUAUUGCCAGAUGUGUCAAAAGCAGUGCCGGGAUGAGAAUGGCUUUAAAUGUCACUGUAUGAGUGAAAGCCACCAGCGCCAGAUGCAGAUCUUUGGCCAAAAUCCCCAUCGUAUUGUUGAAGGCUACUCUGAAGAGUUCGAGACAUCUUUCAUGGAGCACAUUAAGCGUAGCCAUCGGUUCAGUCGUGUGGCAGCUACAGUUGUCUAUAAUGAAUACAUUAACGACAGACAUCAUAUUCAUAUGAAUUCAACGCAGUGGGCUACUCUUACUGAAUUUAUUAAACAUUUGGGUCGAACUGGGCAAUGUAAAGUAGAGGAAACUCCCAAGGGUUGGUUCAUUACUUACAUAGAUAGAGACUCAGAGACGCUUUUUAAAGAGAGAAUGAAGAAUAAGAGGAUGCGGGCGGAUUUAGCUGAAGAAGAGAAGCAAGAAAGAGAAAUAAAGAGGCAAAUUGAGAGGGCUGAGCAAUUUGCACCUUUGGCUUCCGCAUCUGCCGAGCUUUUGGAGGCUGAACAAACAAGAGAGUUGAAAUUAGAGAGUGGGGUUAAACUAGGAUUUGCUUUGGGAACAACAUCAAAAUUGAAGGAGAAGAAAGGAGAGAGUUCCAGGGUAGUUUUUGAUGAGGAUGAGACGUAUGAGACUAUCAAGGGGAAACCUGAAGGGACUUCCAAAAACAGGAUGGGUAGUGGUGGUGGUCUGUCAUCUUUGGAGGAAUUGAUGAAAGAAGAAGAGAUGAAGAAGGAGAAGCUUAAUAGGAAGGAUUACUGGCUUUGUGAUGGAAUAAUUGUAAAGAUUAUGAGCAAGGAUUUGGCUGAAAAGGGGUACUAUAAACAGAAGGGAGUUGUGCGAAAAGUGAUUGAUAAAUAUGUUGGAGAGAUUGAAAUGCUUGACGGCAAGCAUGUGUUGAGAGUUGAUCAAGAAGAAUUAGAAACAGUGAUACCACAAAUUGGUGGCUUAGUAAGAAUAGUAAAUGGCGCAUAUCGUGGAUCAAAUGCUAGGUUGUUAGGUGUUGACACUGAUAAGUUUUGUGCUAAAGUGCAAAUUGAGAAGGGUGUAUACGAUGGCAGGGUGCUUAAGGCUGUUGAAUAUGAAGAUAUUUGUAAACUUGCAUCAUAACUUUGAGAUAGAAGAUGAAAUUCAAUAUUUGUAAUUUUGUUCUCAUAUUUUCUUUAAGCAUAUUUAUGCGAGUAUGAGGUUUGAUGUCUUCCAAUUACUUCUUCUUUGUUUUUCAUGAUACUCCUUUUCUUUUAAAACAAAAUGCACAGGGAUGGUGCCAUCCCUCUCCCACCCCACCCUGAAUUGUGAUCACACAUUCUACAUAUUUCAUGUAUUUAGUCGAUCAAGUUUCUUGGUUUUGAUAUUUAUGAAGAUUUUGGUAUAA